Molecule: messenger RNA, 351 nt
Organism: Aspergillus clavatus NRRL 1
Lineage: Eukaryota; Fungi; Ascomycota; Eurotiomycetes; Eurotiales; Aspergillaceae
Gene: S10a
Product: 40S ribosomal protein uS10
Exons: 3
Coding region: 1-351 (116 amino acids)
Biological process (GO): translation
Cellular component (GO): ribosome; cytosolic small ribosomal subunit
Molecular function (GO): structural constituent of ribosome; RNA binding
Source: RefSeq, a predicted model, not a curated record
AUGUCUUUCCAGAAGCCUGAGAAGGAUUUCGGCGAGGGCCCCAAGGUCCACAAGAUCCGCAUCACCCUCACCUCUCGCAAGGUCGCUUCCCUCGAGAAGGUCUGCUCUGAGCUGAUCGACCGUGCCCGCUCCAAGUCCCUCCAGGUCAAGGGCCCCGUUCGCCUGCCCACCAAGACCCUGAACAUCUCCACCCGUAAGACUCCUUGCGGUGAGGGUUCCAAGACCUGGGACAAGUACGAGAUGCGCAUCCACAAGCGUCUCAUCGACCUCCUCGCCCCCACCGAGACCGUCAAGCAGAUCAUCAUCAACAUCGAGGCUGGUGUUGAGGUUGAGGUUACCAUUGCCGCUUAG